This is a messenger RNA of Gambusia affinis (western mosquitofish), 572 nucleotides long. RefSeq names its product apolipoprotein C-IV (gene apoc4). Lineage: Eukaryota; Metazoa; Chordata; Actinopteri; Cyprinodontiformes; Poeciliidae. The transcript has 4 exons. Bases 103 to 441 code for a protein of 112 amino acids. The record is from RefSeq and is a predicted model, not a curated record.
AAUGAUCGUGCGGUAAGGACCAAUGUUCGCACUCUUGCACCAACCUAAAUCAAAUACAGCAGCCUGAUAAGAUUUAACUCGCUUGAUUUCUGUUGAUGAAAGAUGGAAAAAAUGCUCUUGCGACUUCAGUCAAUCUUCCUUCUCUUGUUUCUCCUGCAAGCAUGGAAGCCAACUUCGGCACAGACAACUGCCCCUGAGCAACCAGACUCCAGAGGAAUACUGGAGAGGCUCGCAGACAGAGCUGGGCAAGCCAAAGCUAAAAUCCAGUCCAUUGGAGAGACCGUGUUUGGCUUCACUAGAGCUUAUUAUGAAGACCACAUCCAACCGGUGGCUGGAGGCUACGUUGAGUGGGCCUCUGAAAUAAGGAGUUCGCUGUGGGAGAAGUUUCAGAAAGCCUCUGACAACUACAUGCCACCUACUCAUCAAGCACCUGAAAAUUAGAACAGAGAAAGAUAACUGCUUUAUUAUCAGUUUUUACUUUCACUACUUUACUUACAAAUUCCUGCUGUUCUCCCAACGUUUGAUGACUGUAAGGAAUUAUGGCAUAAUCAAAUAAAACUUAAUUAAAGCAA